Molecule: messenger RNA, 375 nt
Organism: Oikopleura dioica
Lineage: Eukaryota; Metazoa; Chordata; Appendicularia; Copelata; Oikopleuridae
Source: the annotation of a GenBank genome assembly
AUGGAUUCAGGACUGAAACUAUGGCGGCGCAGCGAAGCGACAAGCAAAACCGAGAAAUUCGCCUUUUCUAGAAAUAAUGCGGAAAAACGAGCUUGUGACAGUAAAAUACGAACCUAUUUUUAUGGCAAUAAGAAUCGCUGCGGAAUUCUAGAAGUCAAAAAGCGAUUCGUCGCGGAACGACUUGACGAACUCGACGAUAAAAUGCUCCCUGGACGACCUUUGACUCAGAGACGAAUGAGCGUGGACAAAAAGAACAAACUGCAAGGCCACGAAAUGCAGCGGCUAAAGAAAAAGAUGUCCGUCGCUCAUGCGUCGCACUUAGAACGACUCGAGCUCGAAAUGGACUCUGUUUUUCAAGUUCUAGCACGUGAAUAA